This is a messenger RNA of Xiphophorus hellerii (green swordtail), 904 nucleotides long. Its product is annotated as histone H2A-like. The record is from RefSeq and is a predicted model, not a curated record. NCBI's taxonomy places the organism in Eukaryota, Metazoa, Chordata, Actinopteri, Cyprinodontiformes, Poeciliidae. The coding region runs from base 166 to 552 and encodes 128 amino acids. Gene Ontology annotation, molecular function: DNA binding; structural constituent of chromatin; protein heterodimerization activity. Gene Ontology annotation, cellular component: nucleosome. The transcript has a single exon.
GGAAGCUGCGUUCAAAAAGUCCGCCUCUCCGUCCCGCUCUGCUGGGAGCUUUUCUGGUUGGUCGCCAGCAUCGUCCCGCUCCUCUCCGCGGACAUAUAAAGCAGCUUUCAGCCGCUGCUGGUCACAUUUUCUCGAGUCUCGUCUCCAGAAACAAGCAGCAACGAAAUGAGUGGCCGCGGAAAGACCGGAGGAAAAACCCGAGCGAAGGCCAAGACCCGCUCCUCUAGAGCCGGACUCCAGUUCCCGGUGGGCCGCGUUCACAGGCUGCUGCGCAAAGGCAACUAUGCGGAGCGGGUCGGUGCCGGAGCCCCCGUCUACCUGGCCGCUGUGCUCGAGUAUCUGACCGCUGAGAUCCUGGAGCUGGCUGGGAACGCCGCCCGCGACAACAAGAAGACCCGCAUCAUCCCCCGUCACCUGCAGCUGGCCGUCCGCAACGACGAGGAGCUCAACAAGCUGCUGGGUGGAGUCACCAUCGCUCAGGGUGGAGUGCUGCCCAACAUCCAGGCGGUGCUGCUGCCCAAGAAGACCGAGAAGGCCGCCAAGGCCAAGUAAACCUGCUGCUGCUCAGCAACAAACACACAACGGCUCUUUUAAGAGCCACACACUCCUUCAUCAUGAGAGUUUUGCUUCCAACCAAAAACACUAAAAACUCUGUUUAUAUUCUUCACUAUUUUAAUGUUUAAUUGUUGCUCAUUUCAUAAACUUGCUGAUCUUAGACCUGAAAUCAGAGACACGUUUUAUGUCAAACUUUUAAAUCAUCAAAGCAAAAACUGUAGAUCAUCAUAAAAUAGUUUAAUCUGCUCAACAAAACUUGACCUCUAGUUGAACAUCAGCAGUUCUCUUAACUUUUAUUUCACUCUGUAAUAUAACAGUUAUUACACAUUUUCCUAAUUUAAACUUUCAG